CUCACAGUUGGCCUUGAAUUUGAAAACUUUCACAAAAAUCGCCGGAUUUUCAACAAAUUAGCCAUUAUCAAACAACUCACAAAGAUUGUCCAAAAUGUGUCGACUUGUCACGACCAACCAUAACCCAGUUUUUAUUUGAAUCCGAACGAUCACGUUACGUCACCCAAACGGUUUGCCGCCAAAAACCGCAAAUAUUUAUUUUUACGAAACACAAUCACCAAUUUAUUUAUCUGUGUUGGGUUUGGGUGACUCAAAAUAUGAGUUUUGACUGGUUAUGUGUAUAAACAAGCACCCACAUUCGUCCAACGAAACAGUUCUUUAGGUGAUUCGAGUGCUGUUAAUCUUUCAAACAUGAGUGACACGGAGGCCGAACUUGAAUCUUUCAAUUAUGACAAUUGUAUAGUUACACGCCACGACGACUCGGACGAGUCUUGCACAACUAAUUUGGUGCUACCAGAACCAGAGAACACACUAAAUGAACCUUCACAACAACCCGAAACUGAUGAGUCGGAUUUUGAAAUAACACGCGAGACGUUAGAAGAAGCGGACUUAACCCCAGAAGACAGUUUCUUUUUUGUGUUAGGAAUGUUGAACCGGGUCGAAAAAUACUUGAACAAACUAGAAGAAGGUGGUCCUAAACAGUGGCUGACAAGCCAGAUUUUCAUAAUAAAAACCGUCUUCUUUAAAAAUUUAAAGCUCUUUAAUAACAACGGUUCCAAAAUUAAUAAAACUGUAAACAAUAAAGUUACUAAAGCAAAGAAAAAUCCACGGAAAAACGGAGUGAUAGCACGCAGGGUUACAACGAAAACAAAAUCACAAGUUGAAUCAUGUCACAUUUAUGACCCCCAGUCACCGGAAGUGGGGACUCCAAAUCACGUUGAGACUUCUGAGACUCAACUGGGAAGGAGGCGCUCACAGCGCUUACUGGAAUUUGCCCAAGAUAGAGAGCUUGUACACUGUGAUCGGAUGUCACUAAUUUCUUUAAAACUGCCAUCAUCCACUCCUAUACCUCAGAUAGUGAAAAGAAAAGUGAAAGGGCAGAUUGUGGAAUCAAAAUUUCUGUUAAGUCACUCGCCAAUUAAAAGCAAGUCUAAACGAAAAUUAAAUGUGUCUCAGAAAACCCCCAAAAACAAUAAAGAAAAGAAGGCAGGGGCGUCUUCAGGGGGGACUAACACUCUUUCAGGUAAAAGGGGGUCAAAAAGUUUGAUUGUGAAAUCUGGUGGUCAAGAAAAAAUGACUACUCAGAAAACAAGAAAACGCAGGGCUGUCAGUGUGGACAGGGAAUCUAAUAAAAAAGCGAAAAAAUCUGCAGACGUCACAACAGAUUCAACAACAGACUCAAGCGGGAUAAAUCUUCCAUCUACCAGUAGGGGCAAAAGAGCGCUAUAUUCGGCUGAUUCUUGGCUGCAUUCGCUUACAAUGAUGCAGCAGUCGAUGCUAGGCUCGUAGUUUUUUUUACCCAAUUUAUUUUAUUUUAUUUUUUGUUUAUAUUAUAAUUCAUCGAUGAAGUUUUUCUAUUUUUCUAUUUAUAUUAUUGUAUAUCAGGAAAUAAAAGAAAUCUGUGUAAGACUA
This is a messenger RNA of Zophobas morio, 1572 nucleotides long. RefSeq lists its product as uncharacterized. Lineage: Eukaryota; Metazoa; Arthropoda; Insecta; Coleoptera; Tenebrionidae. The transcript is spliced from 8 exons. The record is from RefSeq and is a predicted model, not a curated record. Bases 352 to 1449 code for a protein of 365 amino acids.